GCUUUUUUUUAAUAUACUUAUUUUUUUCAUUCUUCUGCUCUUGCCCUCCCCUUUUGAACAGGCAAAUCUUAUUGCUGCCAUUGUGCAGGAGCAGUCUCUCCACCCUGGGGCUAUGCUGGGGAGAAGGCAGUGCUCCCGAGUAGGAGGUGUUGAUGGAGAAACUCCUGAUAAUUACUCUGGCUACUGUACCUCGAGGUGCAGUUCGGUCCCGCUGAUGAAAUACCAGUGUUGAUUUCUCCUGCUUUGUUUUGGUUAUUUUUGUUUUUGUUUUGGCCCAGUUGUUUGCAGUUUUUUUUGGUUGAUUUCCUGCUUAGUAUCUUUCUGCCUUACUAGGCAAUUGAUACACAAAUGUUCUAAGAGCCUGCAAGACCCAUCAAGCUUGCUGAUGUGUUGUCCUGCACAUCCACAACACUUUGGCCCCUGAUUACAGAAUGGUUUUGACCCAUGUGAAGUGCAAGGUCUUGCAUGGAAGUCUUCUAUUUUUGGAAACACUCUAAAUUUAGAGACUCUCUUUGGUUCCUUGGGCUCAUUUACUUGUAGAGUUUGUGCUUAUACUUUCCAGGAAUGAUUUUUUUGGUCAAGAUCUGAAAAGAGCCGGGAGUCCCUUGCUGUCUGGGUGCUGGUGAUACAGCAGGUGCUGUUUCACUAAGUAAUUGCAGAUACAGGAUACUAGGAAGGCAGGGGAAUGCUUGGAGCUGGAUAAUGGGACACAGCAUUUUGUCUGCACAUUGUCAGCCAGGUUCACACUGGAAAAUGUUCACUGUCCUGUGUGUCACCCAGCCAUGCAGUUUCUGCAUGUGAGGGACUUUCUGGUUAUCCCCACCCUUGCUGUAGCAGGGUUGGCCCAGGCAAGGCUAAAUAAUUACCUGGAAUACAGGAUUCCCGCUGGGAAAUGUUUCUCUCUGAGGAUAUGGAUUUACUGCUGAAAACUUCUCUCUGCCUGUUUGCCUACUCUAUCUCCCCUUGCUCACUCCAUGCCCUUUGAUUCUAUUGCUUCGGAAUUUGUUAGCCCUGUUAUUCCCCUCUUCCAGUUGUUUAGUCAUUAUUGGAGGGUUUUUCCCCAUGGGGACAAACUGUCAGCAGGUGACAGUGUGGGUAGUGGCUGUGGGGCCACCUGGCAGCGAGCUCCUGCCCUUGGUGUCGAGUCCUACCUACAGCUCCAUCAAGAUGCUUGUGUUGCUAAUGGGGCCUUCAGGCCUGCUGCCCUCUCAUAUAUAGUUUUCUUGUGAUACUGUGUGAAUUAUUUUAUCCAGUUUUUCUUCUUCUGCCUGAGUCAGGUUGUGUUGGCUCUUGUUGGGGGGAAAAAACUACCAGGUUGGGGCAACCUGGUUCAGGGUAGUGGUGGCACCAAGCUCCUGUCAGUAAUGGUGCUGGGGGCUGUCCUGCCAUCAGGUGUCCUCUGGUCCUUGUAGGCUCUCCUGCCCCUGCAGCUGAGGGCCUGUUCAGAGCAUAUGGUUUUCUGAAGGUCACUGUAGGACUUCUGGGUGUCUCUUGGCUGGUGAGAGGUGCCUGGUAGCAGUUAGGAGGUGUGCAAUGAGUCUGUUGGACUGUGAAAAUGGGCUCCUUGUGCACAGAGGGGGCACUUAAAUGACUUUUUUUUUUAAGGCCUUCUUCCCAAAAGUCAGUCCCACCAUGUGUGUGUUCUGUAAAGGCCGUGGGCAGAUUGGCUCUAUGUGUGUCCCAUAUUGUCAGCAGUCCCUCUUCAGGGUAUGCAGCCCCUGUAUGCUCUCUGGGUAAACUCCUGGGUUGAAACAGAGAAUGUGUCCAGGAAAAUGAAGCUAAAACUGUGUCCUGUUGAAGCUUCUGUAGGUGCAUCUCCAAACUGCUAUGAAUUGCCAUUUUGCAGUCUCUGUGGUGCCCAGGUCAGUGAGGAUUACUGCUUUUGUUGUUGUGCAAGUCCUGGUCACCUGGUGUGUUGGUAUCAGCUGUCCCCUGUAAGCUGGUGAUAGAAUUGCUCUGAAUAUAGUCUUCAGCUGUGCUGUGUUACUGAUAGGUAACAGGCUCUGUCUUACCAAAAUCAGGAACGGGUGUAGUGUAAUUCAUACUUUCAAAUAAUGUAAGUGUGCAUUCAGGUGUGUGUAUCCCUUGCCAAAGCGCUCAUUUCUCUAGGGUGUUCGUGGGUGAAGCUCCAAAGCUGGAACACUGAGUUUUGUAAGGCACCUAAUAGCAUUAGCUACAGUCUCAGUGGAGCUGGAGUGCUUUUAAAUAACAUGAUCAUCAGUAUGUAUUUUUUAUUAUAAUUCAUAUUAUGAAUUACUAUGUGGGAGUUCAUGAUCAGAGUGAAAAUGCCACUCACUUAAUUUCGGAGCCUGACUGUUGCCUUGUUUGUUAGUUUGCUGCUUCUGUUUGUGUAAUGUCAAACUAUAAAAGUUGAGUGAAUCCCUUCUGAUCAGGGAAGCCUGGUGUAUGAGGUUUUGGAGAGCAAUAGUAAAAAAGGUGAGGAGCUGGAAAACCCAAAGGAGUUUAACCAGUAGUUUGGGAUUGCUCCUCUAUAAAGGACACACGUUAGAAGGGUGUCACAAAACAGUGAGUGCAAGUGGAAAAGGGUCUCUGUUCCUCUGUACCAGUGCAAGCCAAGGUGAAAGUGGUUGAUUCAAAAUGGACAAAAUUAAGUGCUUUUCCAUGUAGCUAAAUGGUGGCGUUUAUCACGCAGAAUGUUGUUGAGGACAAGAAUUUAGCCAAGCCUAGAAAGCAGAUGGCUGUAUGAUUGUCAGGUACAUUCAGAGUUACACCAGCUUAUCGCAAUGGUUCUUAUAUCAUAAAUACCUAAUUGGAAAGAAGAGUCUGUUUGGUGCAGGUUUCUGUGAAACAUCUCUUGCUGACUGUAGCUGCGGAAAAGCAGUAGCUUGGGUGGAUGAUGAAUUGUUUGCAAUAAGACAGUUUCCAUGUGUCUGUGGAAACAGAUACCCUCGGGGUGCCCGUGGUGGUUUCUCUAUUCCUUUGCCCAUGGCUGUGUGAACAAUGCGUCCUUGGUGGCAUUUCAUUCUUUGUGUCUGAAAGCCUGACCCACGCACCUCUGCCUUUCUCCUAAUAAACUGUUGCGGCCCUGAUGUGGCUCUGGGCAGCACUUGCACCCUGUGCUCUGGCUGGCCCAGGACCACGUUGGGUUUCACCUCCAGCUGGUUGUCCACGCUUGUACCCAUGCUGUCUGUGGUAGCUCAGUUGUUGUGGUUUAACCCAGCAGGCAGCUAAGCACCACACGCAGCCGUUCAUUCAUCCUCCCUACCCAGUGGGAUGGGGGAGAGAAUAGGAAAAAAGGUAAACCUCAUGGGUUAAGAGUUUAAUAGGACAGAAAGGGAAAAUAAUAAUAGCAUAUAUAAGAUGAGUGGUGCAUGAUGCAAUUGCUUGUCACCCGUUGCCAGUUCCUGAGCAGCAGUCGCCCCUCCCCCCUGGCCAGGUCCACCCCGGUUUAUAUACUGAGCAUGACAUCAUAUGGUAUGGAAUAUCCCUUUGACCAGUUUGGGUGAGCUGUCCUAGUUGUGUCUUCUACCAGCUUCUCAUGCAUCUCUCUGGUGGCAGAGCAUGGGAAGCUGAAAAGUCCUUGGCAUAGUAUAAGCACUACUUAGCAACAACUAAAAUAUCAGUGUGUUAUUGACGUAAUUCUCAUACUAAAUCCAAAAUACAGCACUAUACCAGCUACUGGGAAGGUGAUUAACUCUAUCCCCGCAGAAACCAGGACACUCUGGUAAUCCCCUCAGGUGGAGGGAGGUUCCUGUGGAUGCAUGAAGAGGUUUUAAAGAUGACAUUGGGAUGACAAAGAAAUAUACAUUUCCUUUAGGUACAUCUGUGAUUUUUAGGUAUGUUUGUUGUUUUUUUUUAUGGAGAGGAGCCAUCAGGGAAGGAAGAUGAGCACCAAGUCUAUGUGACCUGCCAGAAGUCUGGGAUUCAGCAUCUGUGUUUGCACGUGCGAGGCUGGGAAAGAAACCCAAAGUCGUGACUCUAGCAGAGCCCCACGUGUCUCCAGAAGCCCUACUCUGAGUUCAUCCCACCAGCCAGGCUGUGCAGCGUGAGAACUGAAUACUUUUUAACUGGGUGUGCCUAAAUGCAUCAGCCUUUGGAUGUGAGCGUCUUCUCUUGAAACAGCCUUGUGAUACCCUAGCUGCCUGUUCUCUCGGGAGGUCCCUUGGAAGAACUUGUCUGUACAUCUGCCUGGGUGCCUGACGGGGCUGCCUUGCUUCCAGAUCUGAACCAUGUCCCACCCAUCCUGGCUGCCACCCAAGAGUACCAACGAGCCUGUUGGUCAUGUUACUGCAAGGAUGGAGACCACACACACCUUUGGGACUCCCAGCAUCUCCGUGUCCACCCAGCAGACACCAAAGAAGUUUGCACCUGUUGUUGCCCCCAAGCCAAAGUACAACCCAUACAAGCAACCAGGAGGUGAUGGGGACUUCCUUCCUCCACCCCCACCUCCUGUGGAUGACCUCGGGAACAUCACAUCAUCACAAGGUGCCUUUCCUCCCCCACCUCCUCUGGAUGACAUGACUUUCAAUGUGCAGGUGAACCCUGGUGGCAAGACGCUUGAGGAGAGGCGGUCCAGCUUAGAUGCAGAAAUCGACUCUCUGACCAGCAUCCUGGCUGACCUAGAGAGCAGCUCUCCGUACAAACCUCGGACUCAACAGGGCUCCGGGACCUUGAGCAGCUCUGCCACCACCACCCCAUCUGUGUCCACCCCAGUCACCGGCCACAAGCGGAUGAUCAUCCCCAACCAGCCUCCCCUCACCGCCACGAAGAAGUCCACCGCCAAGGCUCCGGGGCAGCCAGCACCCAUCCCGGUGACUCCCGUUGGCACCUUGAAGCCGCAGCCGGUACCGGCGUCUUACACCACGGCCUCCACUCCCAGCCGCCCGGCUUUCAACAUCCAGGUGCGGACGGCGCAGCCCAGCCCGCACUACCAGCCGCCCGCUCCGCAGCCCGCGCACUACGGCAGCCUCGGGCCCGGCCAGCCCUAUGCCCCCGCACCGGCUCGCCCGCCCGGCGCCCCGCAGUACGGCCCCCCGCAGCCCCGCGGGCACGACUACGGCUAUGCCCCGCCGCCCAGCCGGCCCUCGGAGCCCAGCUACGGCUACGCGCCUCCGCAGGGCCGCUACCAGGAGCCCUACUACGGGGGGUAUGGGGGCAGGAAUGGCUCCGAAGCGCCCUACGUGCCGCAGAGCACCUGGAAGGUUGAGCCAGCGUAUCCCACCAGCAACACCGUUGGCCAAGCUCCUCCUGGGCUUUACCAGCCAUCCGGCACAAAGAAGACCUACAUCACUGACCCAGUGCUGGCCCCGCAGCCACCCACCAUGCAGCAAAAGAGUGGGUAUCCAAGCUCUGGACCUGCAUCAAGCACUCCUGCCUUCAGGCCUGAGGACGAGCUGGAACAUCUGACCAAGAAAAUGCUGUAUGACAUGGAGAAUCCUCCUUCUGAUGACUACUUUGGCCGCUGUGCCCGCUGCGGGGAGAACGUUGUUGGGGAAGGCACUGGCUGCACGGCCAUGGACCAGGUCUUCCACGUGGAGUGCUUCACCUGCAUGAUGUGCAACAACAAGCUGAGGGGACAGCCUUUCUAUGCAGUGGAGAAGAAAGCCUACUGUGAACCCUGCUAUAUUAACACGCUGGAACAAUGCAGCGUCUGUGCAAAGCCCAUCAUGGAAAGGAUCCUUCGAGCCACCGGGAAGGCCUACCAUCCCCACUGCUUCACCUGUGUGAUGUGCCACCGCAGCCUGGAUGGGAUCCCCUUCACUGUGGAUGCUGGUGGGAACAUCCACUGCAUCGAGGAUUUCCAUAAGAAAUUUGCACCGAGGUGUUCAGUGUGUAAGGAGCCCAUCAUGCCGGCCCCAGGACAAGAGGAGACUGUACGCAUUGUCGCCUUGGAUCGUGACUUCCAUGUCCAGUGCUACCGGUGUGAGGACUGUGGUGGCCUCCUGUCUGAAGGGGACAAUCAGGGCUGUUACCCUCUGGAUGGGCACAUCCUUUGCAAGACCUGCAACUCUGCUCGGAUCCAGGCUCUGACUGCCAAGGCCAGCACUGAUCUCUGAGUAUCAACUGUGACCCUCCCCAGGAUGCCCGUUGGGGGAUAUUGCACAAGCUUUGCAUGAUUUCUUUCCAGCCUAGGGUCUGAAUCUCUGUUCUUUAAAAAAAAUAAAGGUAGAACUGGAAGGUCUUGGAACAAGAGGGUAGUUUGAGAGGCCGUGUUCAGACUGCCCGUGACAGGCACCUGAUUUAGAUGUGACUUUUCAGGAGGGCAGCAGGUCGGACCACCUACUUUCUCUGCAGUUCAUGGAGAUAAGUGGUCACAGCAUCUAAGUUACCUGCCUGUAGAAGGAGGUCUGAACAUGGUCCUUAACUAUAUUCUUGUGUUUGAUUCCUGUUUCUUAAGAAGUUCAUGAAGGUAGAAGGUGAAAGAUGCCUGAGCUGGUUCUUUCUCCCAAGUUAUUUUGGUAACCUGGCCAGCUCUCAUUGAAGCCAUGGGGGAGCUUCCCAUUGACUUUAAUAGGAUCUGGACCACCAGCAGAAACAGCUCCACUGCCCUAGAAGGUGUUGAGAGCAGACCCAGUGCUCUUCACGUCACUAAACAAACAAUGCAACUUAAACCAUACUGCACCUGAGUGUAGGUGUGACCCUGUAUCCUUAGGACACAGAUUUGUUAUCUGUACCUUUUUUCUUAAGCCCUUACUUGUCUCCAUUCCCUUCCAGUUCAAUAGGGUUUUUUCUUUUUCUUAUGAAGUUAUAUUUUGCUAUUGCAUAAAUUUAUUCAGUAGUGAUGCUUCCAGCUCACAAUGUAUGAGCAAUCACAGAAAGAUGUGAGCUUGCACACACUACACACACACACACUACACAUACACACACAAUGUGCUUUUGAUUUACCAGAGGUAUAAGCCAAUCGUGUCUGUUGAGAAGGUCUUUUAAGGAUGCGAGGCUAGAAACACAUUUUUUAAAUCCCAGUGGUUUAGAAAAAAAUAAAGAACUACAUGGAACUGCUCUGCAAAGUGAUGCUCAGAAAAAUCUUAUGCCACUCUCUCACACCCCGAUCUAGUGGGACCACUGGCAGUGUUGCUUUCUGGGUAGACAUUUCAGCAAAGAUCUGGAGUUCUCAUUAAAAAAAUUAAGGCUCUUAUUUCAACAGCGGCAAAAAGAAUCCUCCUAAAACAUGCUGUUGUUCAGUUUUUAUCUUAAGCUAAAGAAAGUAUUAAAUGCUUUUCUAUGCCAUUCCAAAAAGUAAGCAUUUUUUUUUCCUAUUUCAUUUUCAUCCCAGCCACUUUUAACUUCUCUUUGGUGAAAUGUCCUUGCAGAAGAGUGCUGGGCCAGCAGCAGUGUUUUCAUCUUCUGUGCAGAAUUAAUACAUAUGCCAAGGUAAAUGAUUUUCUGUGUCCAGCUUUUUUUUUUCUCAUAUUGAUGGGGUUUUGAAUUUGGUUAAUUAAAAAAAAAAGUAAAAAAAAAAAAAAAAAAAAAAAAAAAAAAAAUUAGAAAUUCACAGCAUUCUGAGCAGCUAUAAUAUUCUUGUUCAUGAAACCCAUAAUAACUAAGGUGCAAAUUACAUAGUGAGGGAGUAAUUUUCAUAUCACUGAAUUGACAUUAAUAUCUUAUUUGCAGAUGUAAUCAAAGAAAAUACUUUUCUUUGCACUUAAGAAAUUAAGCAGCAGAACUGAAACAGUUGCAGGCUGAUUGACCAUAUAAGUGACAAACUAGCACUUUUCAAGAGUAAGUGAUAAGAAUUUUUUUCAUGCACCCACUGAAAAGCAAUAAGAAUGUGGUGCUUUCAUCUUUAUUCGCUAUAGCAGAAGCCUGAUAUAAUUAUAUCCACUAAUGCUAAAAAGAAAAUAAGUGUUAGAUGAGCUAGACCGAUAGGAAGCAAAGACAGAAGAUUGAGAUACUCACUGCAGCUCCUGCAAACGGUGCAUUUCCUUUCAGUUUAGCACUAAACUUUACAGAAUAGCACUGUGAAAUUUAAUAGCUUUAGCUGUAUACAGUAAAUUCAAAUACAGAAAUACCAGUCUGAAACCUCUGUUUCUUACAUGGUUUAUAUGUUGGCAAACUCCACCGGUGUCAGGGAAGAUUCCCAAAAUUCACAGCUCAAAAUGAAUCCUUCUUUGUAGAAGGGUGGCAUCAUUAAGCAAAAGAAAUCAUUCUCCACCAUCGUGGCUGUGCUAAAGCAAUUUGCCUUUUUAUACUAAAUUUCUGCCCUGGCCUUCAAGAAUUUUACUGCCUCAGACAUAAACAGAUUUUUUCGCACUGUGACUCCUGCCAGGUUCCAUCUGGGCUCCUGCUCCCUGGACUGUGGCACGUAAGAUACUUCUGAGCUCACUUCUUCACAUGCGGUCUGCACCACCACCGGUCAGAAAACCUUGCAACUAUUGAACUAACCCUACAAAAAUGUGGGAGGUCAGAGCUGAACACCACUGUAUGCCUGUGGAGGAUUUUACAUCUCUGCAAGCACAGGGGAGGACUCGAUGCACUCAAGUGCAGAAUAAGCCAUUCAUCAGGCGGCAAACGUAGCUCUGACCUUCCUUACUCUUGUUAGUGUUAAAUCAAGUGUCUGAUGUGACUCUCCUGAGGAAGACUGGGAUGGAAACAAGCUAUUGUGCAGAAUAUGGCGUAGACUAAGGAGGACUGAAGUCCAGAGCCUUUGGGCUUUUUAUAGCCCUGCCAUAGCCUGGACUAGGAGUAAGUCAUAUGGCUCCUUGUCUUCUGCUCUCUGAACAAGAGGGCUUCUUUCCAAUUUCCCAGGGACGUUAUGGGAAUUAAGCUAAUCACAGAUUGGCCCAAACUACUGAUUUUUUGGAGUUCUGUCUUCUCUUUCCAGAGAAGUUUGCUGGUAUGUAGGCUUGGGAUUCCAGCCCAUUUCAAAGCUGAGGGCCAGCCAGGAGAUCUAGAUCUGAAUCCUCUGUGUUAUUAGGGUGCUGUGGUGAGUUGGGCUGGCGUGCAGAGAGGUGAGAGCCAAACUUUUCAAGCAUUAAAUACUCCAUGGGUGGAAGAUGUUUGAGAAAGAAUGAGCAGUGUUGAUAUUUGAGGUACUGUGGCUAAUUUCUGGACCUGACACAUCUGGGCACAGGUACUAUAAAGCAUUUGUUUUCAGCCUUGAAACACCAGAGCCAUCUGCCUGUCAGAAGGAGUGAGCAUCUAAAAUACUCUCUUACUGUAAUGCUUGUGAUUUUGGCUUCUAAAAUAGUUGUAGCUGUAUUCAAAAGAUAUUGCAUAAAUGUAUAUACAUCACAGAGGCUCUCAUCACCUGCAUGCGUAUGGAAAUCUCCUCUCUGAUGCUUCAGGGUUUAAUUAGGAAAUGCUUGUGGACUUAUCUCAAUUGCACUGCAAUUAAGAACCACUGGGAUAUUGCUUCAUCACAAUAUUUAUCAUAUAUUUAUAAUAUAUCCUGUUCUCUCUGUUCCAAAGGAGGAGUCCUUUUUGCCAAAGAGACCGUGCUUUUCUUGAGGUGCGCUUCUUAGCCAUGAUAAAAAUUCACACCAUCUGUGGCUGUGGUAAUGUCCAAACUUCCUUUCAGAAAGAAUUGGAAGAUCACACAGACAUUUCUGUUCAAGUAUGCAGUCUUUGCUUAUGCUGUUUUGGCAUUGUCUAGUAUUUGUUGGCAAGUAGGGCCUGAUCCCAUGAUUUGUGUGGCCAGGUGGGGCCCAGGUAGGUCCAGGAUCAGGUUCUAAUUUAGCAAAAUAUUUAAGCUCCUGGGGCUUGUUUAAGCACAGGCUUAAAGCCGUUGCAUGGUCUGACAUAAGCCAUGGGUCUACAGUCAUUAGUACUAGACUGAUUCUGCAUCAUCCUGUCAUACAGAUUUGAUCUGGGUAGGAUGUGGACGCAGCCAAAUUUCUGUCAGAUUACCCAGAACACAUGAAAUGGCUCCUGUGUCGCCUUUAUGCCAACUACAGGAGGGCACCCGGUGCCUGAGCCAGCGUAGUAUUUGGGCAACCAGAGGAUGACUUAUUACAAGAUCAGUGGUCCGUAUUGAGUGGCUGUGGCACUAUAUGUCACAAGUAGCCCUACAGCCAGUCUUACUGUAUCAUUGAACCAUGGCUUUAAAACUGUCUGCUUAAACUUUUUCCAGAAGAUGGGGUUGCCUUGGUUACAUCCUGAUACUGAAGCAUAUCCCCAAGGCUAAUACUAGUGUUUUGUGAAUGUGAUGGUUUUGUUGUCACUUAUUUUAAUCAUUGCCUGAACAUUGCUUUCAAAAACAGAAAGCAACACCGUUGCCUUAGCCUAUCAGAUAAUGCACCUUUAAUUUUGGUAUUGUUUUUUCAAUAUUUUAAUUCUUAGAUUUUUAUCACAGCUGCAAAACAUUUGAGUAAUGACUUAAUCAUAGAGGUGUGGGAGUACCAAAGUGUUUAUCAUGGUGAACUCUACAUAAUAGCAUUCAUCCUGACAGCAGGAGUGAGACUUUAAUGAGACAUGGCCCUUAAGUUGACUUUCUGCCUAUUAGCAAAAAUGUGCCUGAGAAGAAUGGGGAAAAAAAGUGUCUUUUAGAUAAAUGGUGGCUGUUGAGAAUAUGCAACAAGUCAUACUGAAAUCUCUUUGGACCUGUUACAUCUGCUGCCUGGCUAUGGUCAGCCAACCCUAGCUUAGGUUUGAUAAAUGCUGGUUCCUUUAGAUUUUGAGAAAGCCCAGCAGAUGGAGGGGAAACAGGACCCAAGAGAAGGUCCUUGAGGGAAAUCCUGUGUCCUUGCCCUCCUUCAGCAUCAGGGAUAAAUGUUAGUCAGCUGGUGCUUCACCUGAAGGGCUCAGAAACUCUCUGAGUUUGUCACUGUUUCCCAUUGAUAUCUGCUUCCUGCAGUUAGUUCAUUGUGUUGAUUUGCUGUUUGUUCACCAGGUUGGGUUGACAACACCUCAUGUAGACUCUGACACUGUAAGUCAGGGCUAUCGGAGAGAGAUGUGCUGAAGAAUCUCGCUCUGGUGAAAUUCCCAUGAGAAAACACUAGUAAUGGUAAUUGAGGGUCUGUUGCCCAAGGAUAGCAGGGAUUACUUAGUAUUAUCUAACAGUUAGUAAACUACAAACUAAGAGAGAGCUGUAAGAACACUAUUUCCAGUAGAGCUGGUUACAAUUUUUACACUAAAUUCUGUGAUGUCAGGCCAUCUUUUUUUAAAUGAGAAGUUCUCUAUUUUUGCUAUGUUGUCCACAGCAGUUUUUAUUCUUGCUACUAUAAUUAAAACCAUAUUGAAUUUUUACCUAAAUAAAUUUUGGAAUUGUUACAAUAUAGUUUCAUUUGUCAAAGACCUAUGCCUUCUUUCUCAGGUUUUUGUAGUUCUUGAGUCUUUUCUACUAGUAAAUUAAGUUUUUGAGACUAUUUUGAAAACUUCUUUAGAUAAAAAUUCUAUUUAAAAGCAAGCACAUGUUCUUGAAAAAUGGUUCAACAUUGGACCUGGUGAAAUAAAAAAAGCUUUGGAACUUUUCACAAGAUUAUUUUUUUCCUAUUUGUAACUAAUUUUACUAACUUUGAAGUCACUGUUUCCUUUGUUAGAGCAGUCCAAAUAAUGUGACUUUUCUUAAAAUAACAAUUACUUCUGUUGGGUUCAUUUUUCUUUCCCAUUUUAAAGCCACAGAGUGGCUGGCCAUGAGGAGCGAGUGCCAGAGUCUAUUUCUGUGGCAAUUGCAAUUUUCUUCUUCGGGUUUUGGGUUCCCCCCCACUCCCCCUGCCCCGCUCCCCAAAAUCACUGAAGAAUAAUAGUAGCACAUUAUGGCAACUGCCUUGAAGAUCAGGAGAUCCUGAUUGAACUUCAUCUUGUCAUACCCUUCUGGGUUUGGGAAUGGCAUUUAUCCUUAAACAUUUCUAGUAACACUACCUGCCUUUGUCAGCAUUUCAAGUUUGAAUUUGCAACAGUCAGUUCCCUGAGUGGCGCUUGGUGCAUGAGAGAGAGGAGACUUUAAACUUGUGAGAUUGUAAUAUUCACUCAAUAUCUUAAAUUCUAAGGAAAUAAAAAACGUGAUGUUGGUAGGUUUCCUGGUGAACGUUGGGAAACAGCUCUUGUUUCAGCCUGGAAAUUCUGUCAUUUCAACUCAGUGUUUUUCAGAUCACACUUGCAGACUGCUCCGUUAUUUGCACUCACGCACACGUAAGGUGGUUGUGGGGCUACAACUAAGCAGAAGCACAGGCUGCAAUACUGAGUAUUGCUACUUAAACCCCGCUGGGCUUUACUCCUGGGUUUGCACUCCCAGUCUCUGGCUGCACGUUCUAUGUGGAAGCAGUGGUGUUGAUAUCAAGAGCACUCAAUUCAAACCUUAUUUUUUAUUUUUUUAAGUUUGACGUUGGUUCAAAUUUCUCAUCAUACGUAGAUCUUUUAGAAAAUGAGGAAGGAAGCAGAAGCCUCAGGUGGUGCAUUCCCCUUACAUUUCAGGGUUGAGCGUCCCUUGCUGGGAACGUGGCACUUGAGGUGUCUCUACUUCUCUUUGCCUCUGCCUCCCUUUGUCCACAAGCAGCUUUUAGUAGCUUUCUGUGUUUGCUCGGCAUGCACUCAUCAUUGCAGUGAAGACGGUAUGUUACUCACUUCACCGAGGUAUUGUGAGUCUUAGCUACUAGCUGGAAAAACUUUUCCAGAUCUUUAAUCAAGUAGUUUUGUGCAUCCAUAGUAUCAGCGGACUGCCACAUGGAUAUCAAAGAAAAUGAUUGUAAUUAUUGCUUUUAAAAUGAUUAUGAAAUUGUGCCUUACUUUUUCAGUCAUAUUUAACCAUGUAAUUUAGAACCACAUGAUUGCAGGGAUUUAUCAUGAAGAAAUUUGUUUGAAGGGUAGUUUGUUUGUUUUGAAAUAGGUUGUUUUUUUUUUCUCCAAGACCGAAUUUAUUACAUUUUCCUCUUUUAUUUUUUUUCCUCUGGUUUUAUUUCUUUAAUAUGUUUGUGUAAAAGGGCAGCCAGAAUUUGCAUUCGUGAGAGACAGAAGAUUUUAUUUCAUCUUGUAUGUGGAGCUUUCAUUUUCUUUUAUGUCCUUCAGGAAAAUUCCUCUCUGCCCGAUUACUCAUACUCGAAUGUCUUUAGAUGCAGGCUGACCAGUAAGGGGGUUUUGUUGUUAAUUUAGUGUGUGGUUUGCUUUGUAUUUCUUUUUUUUUUAGUUUUUAAUUAACCAGAUAUCGGGUACUGGGGAGGCAUUGCACAUUAAUGCAGAAUGUUAAUGCUAAUUUUCAUAGAAAAGACAAAAUUAGAGCCGUUCCCCGUCUCCAGUGCAGUUUUGUUACCGUUUUGUGUGCAACACCAAUAUUAAGCCAGUCUGUAAAGGCAAAAUACUCAGAGUGACCUACUUCCAUUCACCAGCAAGAAUCCUUUGUCAGCUGACUCCUGUUUGUUUGUUCGUUUUUAAAUGUCGGAUUACAGAACGAGCAUCUCCUAAAGAUGAAAGAAAACAGUGUUUUCAUGUGCAGGAAAUUUGGGGUUGCAGUAACAGAACAUUUUCUUUGUUAAUUUGGAUGUCAUGGUGUUUUAAGCUCCUGCCUGGAGCCUAAAUCAAUUUGGCCUCUCAUCCAGUUCAUCUCACUGGUGCUCCUAAAAGGCUGCAGCCCUGCAAAAGCUCAUGCAGCAUUUUUGGCUGCCUUCCCUUGCUCCCAUUUGGUACAUAUUUGCACAAUUUAACUGAGCUUUUCUUUCUGCUGAAGGUCAGAUGCAAGCGAUACGAAACACUAAACUUUAUAAACAAGCAAAGCCAUUUCAACCACAGCAUUUUGGACCAGAAUGGAUUUUUAGGUGGCGCACUGUCUGCUGGCCUUUGGAGAGGGGAUCCUGAGACUGCAUUGGGCUGGAACAGGAUGCAAAGCCACAAGCCUUGGGUUUUUUUUAAUAAACUACUUACUGUAAUCCAGCUACACGGUUUCAGCCUCACACUUCAGAAGCUUCCAGCAGCAAUGCACAUACAGGCGCUUUCCCUCUUGCAGAAAGUGAAACUUUCCCAACCAGAGUGAAUUUAACCUAUUGCAUAAGAUGCUGGAAGUUUUUGGGUUUUGUCUGGUUUUUGGGUUUUAUUUUUGUUUUUUCUUUUUUUCUUUUUUUCCUUGGGAUUCUUGCUGAAACCUCGAUGUGCAGAGGAUGAAUAGUUUUUCUAUUUCCCCUCUUCUUUUUUUUGACAAGAUUAGAUGUUGCAUAUUGAUGAGCUAGCAUUUCAAAGGUCCGUGGGACUUUGGAACGUAUUAAGAAUCUCUGAAGUUUAAUAUUCACCAUGUUUUAAAUAUUCAGAAGGAAAAAUCUGCAUAAAAUGGCCUUUGAUAAAUAAAUUCUAGGGAUUCUUUCUGUCUUAUGCAAGCAUUGUGGGGAUUGUGGCUGUGCCAGUUUUGUUCCAAAAUGUCUUUUGUUUCAGUGUAUCAGCACCAUUUUGAUCCCAUUUUUGUAUGCCCAGCACCUGUCCUGAGGUCUUUUAUGGUUUCUGUUGGAACCGGACAGCAGGCAGGUGGAUGUGACCAAGGCAAAGGCACAGCCGAACAUCAUAAUUCUUGAGUGUCUGCUUAGUUGCUCCCUUCCUUAUGACAGCUGGGCAUGUUCAGCCUCUUUCUGCACCUGCUUUUUGUGAUGCAGGUUGGGAUUAGCCCAGUGGUCAUGCCUGGCUGAGAUCUUUCUGGAAAGGUGCUCUGUCCUGGGUGGAACUUGGGGAUGGAGAGAGCAAGGCCCUGCAUGCAGGAGCAAAGCAAAGUGCCAUUUCGUGCCUCUCAGAUCUCACAGGGCAGUUUUGUCUUCUUUGGAUGUCCCUCUUUGGUAAGAGGCACAGCAGUAAGAGAAGUGCUUUUAGGAGAAAUCCUGCCUUGGGGUUGCCCUGUUUCCCAGGCUGUUGAAAAUCUGGUUGAAGCUUUAGAUGAGGAUGAUCAGUUAUGGGCUGCAAGCACACAGCUCUUUUCCUGUAGUAUUAACUCUCUCAUUUGCUGUACCCUUCAUGUCCCAUGGUACAUACCAGGGUGUGCAGGACAGCUGCUUUGGUCCUGCUCACACACAGGCUUGACUUUGUCAUGUCAAGUCCCUGUUGAAUCAGUGCCUGGUGCUUGUUCUCAGGACCGCUCUGGCUUGGGCCAAGGGCAUCUCAUGCUCCUGUGCAAAAGGUGAUGCUUUCAAGUUUUGGCUUACAAAUAGUGGAGCCCUUUCAUACUCACCUUUCCCCUCUCAUGUAUUCCAGACAGAAGCAGGAUUUUUAAGUAUUUCACAGCAUUCUUCUUCUUCCUUUUUGCCAGAUGCCUUGAAAACAUUAUCAGAUUAUGAUCUGGGUGGGGGUUUUCAGGAUCAGUUUCCUUUCCUUCUUGAUUGCAUGGUGUAGGUUUGCAAUGAGGGUUUUUUCUUUUCUUUUAGUCUUACAGAACAGAUGCCUUCAGUUUAUGCAAAGAAAGUUUGACUAUGAUUAGAGCUAAUCCAGGAUGGCAGGAUUGGACCCCCACAGUGAAAGCUAGAAAAGUGAUUGCAAAAGUAUUCUGUUUCUCCUUUAUUAAUUACACAGGAAGUUUCCACCAAAGGCUCAUGUAGCACAACUGGCCUAUGUAAUAAGUAGCAGGGCCUGUAAUUACAGUCUGUCUUCUGAUCCUAUCUGUGCUCUGACUUUCUAGGCACCGCAGUUCUAUUUACAUCUGUGUCUUUGUCACCUCUUAAAUUUUUGAUUGGUCACUGGGGGAAGUAGAGCACAAGCCAUGAGCCCUGUGGAGAUGCGGUGAGCACAAGUGAGGACAUCCUCCUCCUUCUCAGGUAUCUGCCUGAUUUGGGACACAGAACAGAGCACGGGGAAGGGGGGAUUUUACCGGCCAUGCAGCAGAGGGAACGGGCUGUGUGCCAGAUGGGUAUCUUUCAAGAUCUUGGAGUCUCUGUAGAAGUGGAAAUUUGAACCUUUUACAGGUCUUAACUAGUGUAGUAUCCAGUCAGGGAGUUAAUAUAUAUCAGCAUUUAUUUCCUCAGAGCAGUUUCUACAGAAUUUGAUGUUUCUUUUCUGUAAGAUUCAAGGGUUUAUGGUUGCAAAGAGAUCCUUCCACAUGCGGCAUGAGGAGAGAUGUGGCUUUUGGCAUCGUGCAGAGAAGCUGGGCUAGAAAUUCUGGUAUCAGUGUGUAAACCGAGAGUAACUUGAGUGGAAGGGGGAAGGCAGUGAUUUACGUGUGGUUCAAUACCAGGUCCACCAGCACCAAGCAGCCUCAAGCUCACUGGGGUAUCAGUCCUGAGACCCAGCGAUGAGUAAACGGGCUCCUUAUGGAAGUGUUUGGUGCUGGUCACUCUGGCAGGAAUCUCUUGUCUCUUCUGAAACACACACUUAAAGUCAGGGUAGAACCACAGAGUGGUGCCCCCCAGUCUUCAGAGCUUACUCCCAGUGCUAUGUAUGAUCAAGAGGAAUGAAAGCCACUGUGCAAAUACUAUCCUCCAUGCAAAACGAUACUAGCAAUCUGCUACAGAUACUUUUAAUGUCCAUUAAAUUGUUAUAAAAUUGUCCCUUUUCUGCAGCUUGCACUGUUACUUAAUUAUUUUCGGUCUGACUUAUGUUUUUUAAAAAAAACUCAUUAUUUUUAAUUUUUUUCGAACUCUAUUUCUAAGAAAGUUGAUGCUUUAAAGGAAAAAAAAACCCUCACUUUCAAACAUCGGUUUUUCAGGCUUCGAAAUUAAUAAUUUCUACACCUGACCCAGUUCCUGCAGCUGCCAAAAAAGAAAAGAGAAAGCUAUUUAAAUUUCUCAUAGAACCAUUUAUCUCUUAAAAUAUGCCAAGGCAAUUUGAGGUGGGGGUGGAGACUCAGCUAUUUAUCUCAGCAGCUUGAUUUUUCUCUUUAUGUUUCUAACUGUCAGGGGGAAAAAAAAAACGGUAGGAAGCUAUUCUUGGGCUAUUAUUGAUGUAUUGUGUUGCCAUUAUGCAGGAUGUCUGCUUUGCUAUAUACGGAAGGACAUUAAUAAUAGCCAUCUCCCCUGCCCCCACCCUCGGUUCCUCUUUGGGAAGAUGUGGUUUAAUCUGGAGCAUCUGCCAUGUUCAAGUUGCUGCUCCCUCCUCCCCUUCCCCCAAUUCAUUCCCAAACUAGGUUUGGGACCAGCGUUAAGGGAUAGGGAGACAGGGUUAUAUUUACAAUUUUUCUGCUUGCUUGUGUGGUUGCUCCAGGCGAGUCAUUUCUAUGCCAUGUACCUGUCUACCCUAUUCCUUUCCAUGUAUAGCCCUCCUCCUUUCGUUUUAAGUUCAUCAGUGCAAAAAAACCCUUUCUCUCUUUUUCUCAGACCUGGCAGAACGGGCUCAGCAACAGACCUCUGAUUUGCAAUUACCCAGCAUUUCAUACCCAGAAACUUCGUUUUCUUCAUUAUUUCCCAUAAGUAGGAAAACGUAUUCCUGUUCCCAUCCUAGGUUUAAAACAUUGUUAUGAAACUUUAAAGGGUCCAUCCGCUUGCUUAAAGACUCUGAUGCUUGUUUUAUUUUUGGAAGCAGAGCGUACGGUGAACAGGAAUAGUUUGAUGUUUAAAAAAUAGCCCCACUUCAGCAUUUCCCUGAAGUGCGGGAAGUCCUGUCUCUGCAGGUCUGUGCCAGCAGCACAACAACCUGGAGAGCAAAGCUGACUUGAAUAGGAAAAAGAACUGGCCAGCCUCAUUUCAUCUGUGAGAAGAGAGAGGUGAAAAUAAUGAACGUGGUAAAAACUAAAGGGUAUAAUUGCACUGAUUUUUUUUUUUUUUUUUUAUUUUUUUUAAUGGCUAAGUUUCUACAUCUCAUGCUAAUUUUGUUCCAUAACAGUUUUGCUUCUUCAGCAUUUCUGAUAGUCAGGACCAUGCGCUUUUUCAUGGUGUCAUUAUUUUUACUUGUUGCUAGUUAUGUUCUGGUCUUGCUCUGGUCCACUUUGAUUUGGGCACCAAAUUAAAACAAAGCUAGAAGCUCUGUCUAGGAAAAAAGCUCACCUUGAGUUUAGGACCAGAAAAUGCAAUAUGUUUUCCAUAUGGGGAAGCUUUCCAAAUACGAAUGCUAGGUGGGAGGAAUGCCUUCAUUUGGGAAAGUGCUCAGAUUACAAAAUGAAAAGGAGAUGGCAAUUCCGUGUAGUUUCUUGUUGCUUUUAUUGUCUUCCUCAUCCUCACUAUAGUCAGAGCUGUUCCCUCUGGUGAGUCUGUGUCCAGCCUAUGGCUUGAUCCUGCCUUAUUGGUGUGAGUAUUUUGCCAGAAACAAGUGUUUUCUCUCUGCCAUUAGCUAUGGGAUCGUGUGCAAUGAUUAGAAUUUGCAGGGAGGGCAGGAAGAUCCUGUUCCUAUUAGGCUGCCUUUGUGCUAAGGUUUCAUUCAGGGCUGAAUGAGAUAAGAACAGUUUGCACUGAAAUGCACAGCCAGAGGUUGUGGUUUGCGUUUCAACUGUGUUGAGAUGGUACCCAUUGAAAAUACAGAACUGAGGAGCUUUUUUACAUCUACCAGUGCGUUAGUGACAGCUCUGUGUGGGCUGGAAAGCCAUUUCAGUUUGGCAAAUUGAUGUUUUCUGCCUCAUCCCUUGAGCCUGGUCUAGUUCUUUGCUUUAUCUACCUGAAAAGUGGUAUUUCUAAAGUGCCUGAUGCCUAAGUAGUUGAAUAUCUGACAAGCAUCUAAGCAGAACAAGCAGCAAGGUGAAGAGUAGGCUAACUGAGCUGCCCUUACAAAGCAUGUUCCACUUUCUUCACUAUGUGCCUUUUCAGAGACCUGUGGUGCCCCUUUAUGGGCAGCAGAGAAAUAGCCCUAGUGCUGAGCUGGCAUGGGAACUAUAAGAAUGCCAUAGAACAGAAGCAACUGGUUAAUUUUGAGCAUCUGUUUUCCACUGGGACAAGUAAAGCAAUGUCUUUAUCCCAUCAGCUCUGCUUGUCAUCUUUCUUAACACACUUCACGGUCUGUUAGGCAACUGUUCAGUGGCAGAAGUACUUGGGUGUAUCUCCUCAGUCAGAGCUCCAGAGUCAUUCAUAUCUGGAGAUUUUAUUCACUUAUUGUUCCUUAUAACCUCUCUAUAAUUCAUUUUAUAUAUAAAGUUAGAAGAGAAUGUUUGAAGGUGAACCAAAGGCUUGGCAUUUGAUUGGUGUUCCUGUGUUAAAAAGGCUGAUGUGCUCUCACUUUCAAUCCUCAAAAUCAUGUUUUAGUAAACUUCUCCCUUCUGUGGUCAGAGAGGAGGUGCAAGGUUUAUUAGAAAUGCAGCAAAGGGAAAGGUUUGUUUCGAUGCUCAGUAUUGCACCACUGUGACAUCCUCUGCUGUCCCUCUGGAGAGUGAGGGCUGAGUAUUGGCAGACAUAUGGGCAGAGCAGAGUUAUGCUUGGACUUUUCUCGUUGUCUUGCUAGAUAAGAUGUGCCUUGGUGAGACUUCAACUUCCUUAAAGGUCCUAUAAUUUCUCUUGCUGCAGCCUGCGUUCUGGACAGUCAGAGACUGGAGGGCAGCCUCCAGUGCCUUCCCUCCAGUUAGGCAGGUGAGAGACCAGGAGUACUGAAUUCUGCAGUUUCAGUAACAGCACUUUCUUGUUCAAAACAAACAGCAGAGGUUUGUUGUGUUUCAGAGCCUAAUCUCUCACGCUGGCUUUACCUGUGGGCUGAUACAAGGGGCUUUGAACCUCUUGGCUUUUAGCCUCAUGGUGACCCCCUUGAGGACUGGAAGAUUGACUUAGCUCUUCCAAACUGCAAGCAGGGAGUGCCCCCAGGAAUGUAUUUGUCCUACGUAGCUGCUAUACUUUGGCCUGUUCCUGCGGACUGUAGACCUGUUUGCUGAAGGGUUCACCGGUGAUGAUGUUUAUUGGAUAUGCAGUAAUUUGUAGUAGGUGACUAGGCCAGGUUUGAGGUGGUAUUUCAGCUUUACGGUAGCUGUCGGUUUAGCCCUUGAGACAAAAGUAGGUUUUUGCAGUGUUGUCCUGGUUGCAGUUGGGAGGUUAGCGUGACCAACCGCACUUCUUGUCAUGUGCCAGCAGGCAGAGGCUCUCAGUGGUAUGAGAAGCAUCUUCUUUUUAAAUGUGAAUCACUAGCCUAGGUAUCUGGGCAAGAAAGGGGCAUAAGGAGGCAUUCGCUAUGUGAGGGAUGCCUUCUGCUGCACGCUCCCUGCCCUCAGAUCCUAAUGAAGUAACAUUACUUGAGCUUUUAGGACUGGUGUCCUGUCUGUCAGAGCUUGGGGGUACCAGAGCUUUACCCCUUGCUGAGCACAAGCACAAACCCAAGUCUGUGAGGGGCCCAAUCCUACUGCCAAUUGGAGUUUUCCCCAAAUCCUGCAAGUUGCUGAGUGCAUCUCCUGUGAGCUGCUGAGUAGCCUUCCCUUCUCACUGAGCACAUCAAGCCACUUGUCUCCUUCACUGACUACUUCCAUAGGGCACUCAGGAAAUGCAAUCAGCACCUUGCAGGGUUGAUCCACUAGGUAAUAUAUGAAGUUUUUUCUCUGGUAACUUGUGUGCAUGAAUUGAAAACCAUUUAUUCCAGUUUGUUCUGAGGACAGAUGCAGCAUAUACACAUUUUCUAUAUUUAUAAAUAUACAUAGAUAUAUAUAUUUUGUUCUCAGCUAGUUACCUCUUCUAAACUGCAAUUUUCAGAGCAACCGGCAUAUAUUUUUAUUCAACACAUAAAAUGACUUUUUACAGUAAGAAAAUGAAAGCUGUUUUAAGCAUGUGUUUUCUGUAUUUUUAUUAUGCAUUAUCCAAUUAUAUUGAGAUGUAUUUUCCUCUUUGCUCUGCUCUUUCAGUUGUUAUCCUUUUUAUCAGUUAUGCUUUUCUAAUGUUUUGUAAGGGAAAAUAAAUAUGCAAAAUCGCCAGAUGCCUUUUUUUCUUUGCAGAAGAAGUAUCACAAAUGCUUUUUUAUUACAUUUUACCAAUCCAAUAAACUCCUUAUAAAUUUCA
Columba livia (rock pigeon) is the source of this 20684-nucleotide messenger RNA. RefSeq names its product LIM domain containing preferred translocation partner in lipoma (gene LPP). The transcript is spliced from 13 exons. Lineage: Eukaryota; Metazoa; Chordata; Aves; Columbiformes; Columbidae. The record is from RefSeq and is a predicted model, not a curated record. Bases 4191 to 6017 code for a protein of 608 amino acids. Gene Ontology annotation, biological process: cell-cell adhesion. Gene Ontology annotation, cellular component: stress fiber; focal adhesion.